This is a messenger RNA of Sphaerodactylus townsendi, 5137 nucleotides long. RefSeq names its product LIM homeobox 6 (gene LHX6). Gene Ontology annotation, cellular component: nucleus. Gene Ontology annotation, biological process: forebrain neuron development; regulation of transcription by RNA polymerase II; neuron differentiation. Gene Ontology annotation, molecular function: RNA polymerase II transcription regulatory region sequence-specific DNA binding; DNA-binding transcription factor activity, RNA polymerase II-specific. The record is from RefSeq and is a predicted model, not a curated record. NCBI's taxonomy places the organism in Eukaryota, Metazoa, Chordata, Lepidosauria, Squamata, Sphaerodactylidae. The transcript has 9 exons. Bases 422 to 1507 code for a protein of 361 amino acids.
GGAAAUCAAGCGCUGCUGCAGGCACACACGUGCACCCGCGCCCCUGUCGAUAGGCACUGAGUGUUCAGCGAUUCAUUCCCAAGACACGAGGAGCCCGGGCUCGGCUGCCGGGAAGGCGCCCUCCGCGUCCUCAGAGACGACCCCCUUCCCACGGACUGCAGGGCCGAGCCCCGUGGAAACGGGCCACCGGGGAAGAGGAGCGCGGCUCCGGCUCCUGGGGCCCCCUUCGCUCGCCUCCGCCCCGUCUAGCUGCAGGCAAGGAAGGAAGGAAGGAAGGAAGGAGGACCUUGCACGGCGGGGGUGGGGGGUGGGGGCGUCCCGGGCGAAGCCCUCUCUCUCGCCUUCCAAGCAGCCGCCUCGUCUGAGUCCCGUCUGGGCGGCCGCUGCGCAGGGGAGCGCCGCGCUCCGUGCCCGCCCGUCCAUGUUCUGGAAAAGCGAGACUUCGGCCCCUCAGCCCGAGGGCGAGCAACCGCGGACCAAGGCCCAGCCAGAGGGGGAGGCGCUGCCCGGUGCCCUAGAGAAGGAUGAGGCGCGCUCGGGAGCCAGCACUCCGUCCACGCCGUCUGUCUGCUCCCCGCCGUCUUCGGCGUCCUCCUCCCUCCCGUCGGGGACCAAGAACAUCUGCUCCAGCUGCGGCCUGGAGAUCUUGGACCGGUACCUGCUCAAGGUGAACAACCUCACCUGGCACGUCCGCUGCCUCGAAUGUUCCGUGUGCCGGACCUCCCUUCGCCAGCAGAACAGCUGCUACGUGAAGAACAAGGAGAUCUUCUGCAAGAUGGACUACUUCAGUCGGUUUGGUACGAAAUGUGCCCGUUGCGGGAGACAGAUCUAUGCCAGCGACUGGGUCAGGAGGGCUCGUGGCAAUGCCUAUCAUCUUGCCUGCUUUGCUUGCUUUUCCUGCAAAAGGCAGCUGUCAACGGGAGAGGAGUUUGGCCUGGUGGAAGAUAAAGUCCUGUGCCGGAUUCACUACGACACCAUGAUAGAGAACCUGAAACGUGCCGCGGAGAAUGGUAAUGGCAUCACACUGGAAGGGGCAGUCCCAUCUGAGCAAGACAGUCAGCCAAAGCCAGCCAAGAGAGCACGGACAUCCUUCACAGCAGAGCAACUGCAGGUCAUGCAAGCACAGUUUGCUCAGGAUAACAACCCAGAUGCUCAGACCCUUCAGAAACUGGCAGACAUGACAGGCUUGAGCAGGAGAGUUAUUCAGGUUUGGUUUCAGAACUGCAGAGCACGGCAUAAAAAGCACACACCCCAACACUCUGUGCCCCCUUCGGGAGUCGCCCAGUCCCGCAUCCCUUCUGCGCUGUCCGACGACAUCCACUAUUCACCCUUCAGCAGUCCUGAGAGGGCCAGGAUGGUGACACUCCACAGCUAUAUAGAAAGUCAGGUACAGUGUGGACAAAUGCACUGCCGGCUCCCUUAUGCUGCCCCUCCUGUGCACCUCAAAGCUGACAUGGAAGGACCUCUAUCGGGUAGGGGAGAGAAGGUCAUCCUCUUCCAGUACUGAUGGCAAGCAUUCUUCCUGAUCUCCUGGAGAUGCUUGUGGUGGCACUUCUGCUCAGAUGCAUGCCCUUCAAUCCAUGGCAACCAUGGGCUGUGGCAAUCCACCCGUACUGUACUUGACCCAUUCUACUGAUCUGGCACCUCAGUCAAAACCAAUCUGGCAUAUCUAACAGCUUCUGGUGCAACCGUCUGUUGAAUACCUGGCCCUUGUGGGCUUGAUGGCCAGCAAAGACUCCAGGGCGGCGCCCUCUCCAAACGAAGCAACUGACAAGCCUGCUACUCAUGCUACUGCUCCUAGAACUGAGGCAAGGGGGACUACUGAAACCCAAACAGAGGAUGCAUUUAUCUACCAGCAGCUAACCAUGUCAAGGACAUAAUCCAAAGCAUCUGGGCUAAUGUGUUCAUUCUAACAUGUUGAUUGCCACUGGUGUAAACCUGUGUAAGAAUCCAGUCUACUUGACAAACCUGUUCAGCUUCUUUCUGCACUCUUGGAGGCUGAAUUCUGUCCCCCCCUUUUUUCCUUUUGGGGGGGGGUGACAUCUUGACAGAGUUUCUAUAGAAGGAACUCUAGCUCUCGGUCAAGUGCGUUCCGACCAUCAGUUCUUUGACUGUCUCUCUAGGAAAUGUCUGCCUCCAUCUUCAACAGACAGGGCUUGGGAGUGGUGGCUACACUAUGUUCUGCAACCGAACAUUGAACGUUUGUAUCAAGAAAAUCUAUUAUAGGCUGUUCUCAGACUACUAGUUGUACUUCUAACCUAGUCUUCCAGCAUAGAGCUGAGAGGGGGAGAGGUAGAGAGAGAAGAGUCAAAAGCACAUUUGAAGGUACCAAGCACCUCUCUAGAAACAAACAAACUCCUUAGUGUCAGCAUUACAUUUUUAGGAACUGGGGAUGGCUAGGUGCCCAGGGUAUUUCCAGCACUAAAGAAACCACUAGCAAAAGUGGAAUUUAAAUUAUGUCUGUCUUUAUUUUUAAGCACUUGAUUUUUGUGGGAAAAAAGAAGCUUUUGCUGUGAGAAGAGGCUGAGCCAGAUCAUUAAAUGCCCGUAACACUGCUUAUUCUAACUGGCAGUCAUUCGCUGGGGACUUAGGCUCUUCCCAUUACACGGAGAUAGCUGUUGCGUUCACCAACGUGUGUAUUAGACUUACAUUAGAGUGGUCCCUAAGUUCUCCGCUUUCAGAUCCACUUCUUGCUUCUGCUAUGGGGAGAAUUGCUUUUGCACCCGGAAAGAGACAGGCGGGGAAAAUAAGUCAGUUUGGAUCAGGUCCUUGUGGCAAUUUUUUAAAGAACUGCAAAUGGUCUUAAAAUGGCACUGGUGGUUAUGGAAUGGUCCAUGGGUUGCUGUCACCUGCAUUUGUGUUGUGAGUGGGGUAUGUUGAAAUACUGAAUUCCCGCAACUGUAGUUUUAUGACCAAAUUUACAAGUUGAGACCCUUUCUGCUAUUUCUGUUUGGAACCGUAGAGGUCAAUAUGGAAAGUCAGCGAUUUCUUCACCUCCUUCCUUGAGGCCUGUUUCUUGCCAAGCCAAAGGGAGAAGAGCAGUUUCCUCAGUCUGUGAGAUUCUUUGCUGUUUUGGCUGCAGCAAAUCUCUAUGGUAUAGGCCAGGGGUGGCCAAUCUAUGGUGCUCCAGAUGUUCAUGGACUACAAUUCCCAUCAGCCCCUGCCAGCAUGGCCAUGCUGGCAGGGGCUGAUGGGAAUUGUAGUCUUUGGACAUUUGGGGUGCCAUAGGUUGGCCACCGCUGGAUAGGCUCUUUCUGGUCUUUAUGACUUUGGAGUGGGGCCAGUGUGAACAUGUGUUGAAUGGGGAAAGGGGUCUUGCCAAGGGAAUAUGGUCUCUGCUUGUCUUUAAUGUUUCCAGUCUUUCCAAUACCGCGCCAUGGUGCUGUUUUGAUUUGCACAUAGCAAACCUGUGAGAUGCAGAGAUGCUAGCGAGCUGUAGGAGAGCAUGAGGGAUCCAUUUUUUUGCUCAUACUGGCAAAUAACUUAGGAGAACCCCUGUAUUUUAAAACCACAGUGUGAGAAACAAACUGUCUGACACGUUUAUUACCUGCCUUCAGUAACACAAGUUGUGACGCUAUUAAGAAAAAUCCCUCCAUUACAGACCCAGAUCAGACUGGUACAUGGUGCAGUAUACUUUCAUGUGAGGAAAUAGCUGGGGCCACCUUGAGAAUUUUCGCCAGGUUAAGUCCCAGCAGUUUUGCGAAAUUGCUGACAAUUCAUCAUGGAAUGAGAGAUACACAUGGAAAAUACAAACUGUACAGUGAAUGUGAAACAUCUCAUGAUUUCUUUCAUUCAGCGAUGUUGUUGGUCAACGUGUUUCACUUUAAUUGCCGGUGUUGAACAAAAUUCUUAUCUCAGGUCAUCUUUUCACAUUUUUAAAAAGUAUGAACAAAAGUUGCUCAUCACACUCCUAUCAUUUGCUCAAUGAUUGCUGAAGGAGCCUGUGAAGCAUGAAAGAACAUUGUGCAUCGAGUCACUACUCGAGGGUGUGUGUGGUGCCUUUGAGCACAUACGAGAGCUCGGUGCAAGCAGGGGCUUUUCCAUUACAUGUCAGCAUCAGCGAACGUAUUCUCAACUGCAUGGGCAUGCCCUUCCUCAUACAGAGAUUGUUGUAUGUGUCACAACCCCCAAGAGCUCUGGAUCGCAGCUGUAAAUGUUUUCAUAAAAUCUCCCAAUGGAUUUUAGAAUGCUGUUACACACCAUAUUCCUCCAACCAAGAUUUCUGGCUAAAAUUCAGCUAAAAAUCUUCCAAUAGCCAGAAAAUGGGGUAAUCUGAAAUACGAUUUGUAAAACAUCCUGGAUUUCUUCUCUGCUCUCCAAACUACACAAAGGAAACCCCAAAUGGCUUGGCUAAUAAACUGUUCAUUAGACUAACUGCCCCAGCUUAUAAUGGCUUCAGCUGGGGUGUGAGGAAGCCACGCAAAGGCAAAAUUUGCAAUGGGACACGGAAUUCAACUUUGUGAAAACAUCUGUUUUUCUUUUUUUUUCCCUCUUAAGCCCAAGUUUCCAGUCCUUAAGGCUGAGAAAACAAUGAAAUCUGGUGAGACGAUGGCACAGUUGGUAUUAAGGAUUUCCAGUGGCUGUGGAUCAAGGUUUCAGUGAUAUGCACAGCUCUCAAAGCUGAAUAAAUCAUGCAGAUGUGCUUGACUUGCAUAAUGUAUAUAGGUUGGAGGGCUUGAUGGGGUUCUGGAAGCCUCAUCCCUCCUCUCCCUCUUAGCUUGAAUUAGUGCUGUCCUCCGGAACAUGGGAUGCCUCUGAGCCUGCUGUGUUGGAGUCUGGGGCUGGAAAUGGCAGGGGUGCCCAUUUUAUGCAGCCAGGUCUUGCAAAGCAAUGCCAGCUGUAGACACUUAACCAAGUUGUCUUGGAAGAAGAGCAGACUGUUUUGUUUGUAGCAUGUUGCGGUAGUGCAUGUCUUGGCUACAGUGACUAAAAUACCCUUCUGGAGAGCAGGCAGUCAAGAUGGAUAUUUAUUUAAAAAACAGAGAGAGAAAAUUUUAAAAAUUGUAACGCACUUUUUUUUGUAAAACCAAUGUCUGUUUUGUUACCUACUUUUAAGUGUUGUGCUUUGUAAAUGUCUUAUUUGUGUAAUAAAUAAAGUUGACGCAAGUUGAAGUGCAGGCACUUACAUCACGGAAAA